AUGGCUGAGUCCAAAGUGACCAGGGCUGAAAUGCCCGAUCCUGAAGUAAACAUGGGCGAAAGCACGUAUCUUGAUCCCGAGGCAGAGAAGUCCUAUGUCAAGAAAAUAGAUUUCAUUGUGCUCCCACUGCUUUGCUUGAGUAAUCUGGCAAAUGCCAAAACAGAUGGGCUAGACAAAGAUCUGGAUCUCAAGGGGAAUGAUUACUCCCUGUUGAUUCUUCUCUUCUAUAUUCCAUUUGGCCUUUUUGAUUUGCCAUGGAAUCUUUUGAUAAAGCGGUUCUCAGGCCGACUGAUGCUGUCAUUCAUGUCCAUUGUUUGGGGGGUUCUUGCUCUAUGUCAAUGUGCCACCAAGGACUUCGGGUCCCUCCUAGCGAUCAGAAUUAUACUGGGCGUCUUCGAAGCCGGGUUCUUCGCGGGCGCGACCUUUUACCUCACGUUAUUCUAUACGCGGGGAGAAAUGGGCUUCCGAUUAGCCAUCAUGCAGUCGUUUGCCGUUUUGGCAUCUGCCUUCAGCGGGCUGAUAUCAUUUGGAGUAUUCCAAAUCAAUGAUCCAGCGGUCAAAGGGUGGCAAUGGCUAUUCAUCAUUGAGGGGUCAAUGACUUUGGUAACCGGGGUUUUUGGUUUCUUUCUGCUGCCAGACAGUGCACCCAAAGCUUGGUUCUUGAACGAAAGGGAGAAAUUGGCAGCUAACGCACGUCUUCUUCGCGACACUUCAUCAGAGGUUGAUACUGGAUUUGACUUGAAAGCAUGUUUCGAGACAUGGAAUGAUUGGAAAUUCCCGGUGUGGUGCUUGAUCACAUUCACGUAUCCCGUUGCAUACGCCACUGCGAUGAACUUUUUCCCACUACGAUUGGGUUAUUCGGUCGUUAAGACCAAUCUUUGGACGGUUGCUCCUAAUCUUGUUGGUGCAGUAUUCCUGCUAUGCGUGGCCAAAUCAUCCGACUACUUUCGCGAGAGAACCUUUCACAUCGUUUUCUCAUUAACAGUUUCGUUGAUCGGAAUGAUCGUAUUGGCCACCAUCAACGUCGAGGGUAAUAAAGGCGUCGCAUAUUUUGCCUGCUUCCUCAUGGCCGCAGGAUCUUACAUCCCAUCUUGUCUAGUGCACGCGUGGCAUAAUAACAACAAUGUUCACGAGAACUCACGGGCAGCAAACACCGGGUUCUUUGUGGGACUUGGAAAUCUGGCAGGUAUUCUCAGUGCCGGAACAUUUCGCACUCAAUAUGCCCCAAAAUAUCUUCCAACCCUCAUUGCCACAUGCUGCUGUAAUGCGGUCUGCAUUGUUCUUGUUUUGGGGCUUGGCAGCUGGAUGCGCAUAGAGAAUCACCGUCGGGACCAGAAACAGGGACUUGAACUGAGCGACAAUCAGAUUGAUACCAGCCGUUUCAAAGACGGUGAAAAGAGCCCUGAAUGGAGGUAUUUCCCAUGA
Molecule: messenger RNA, 1425 nt
Organism: Penicillium olsonii
Lineage: Eukaryota; Fungi; Ascomycota; Eurotiomycetes; Eurotiales; Aspergillaceae
Source: the annotation of a GenBank genome assembly